Rhopilema esculentum is the source of this 2084-nucleotide messenger RNA. Its product is annotated as AP-1 complex subunit sigma-2. Gene Ontology annotation, molecular function: clathrin-cargo adaptor activity. Gene Ontology annotation, biological process: protein transport; vesicle-mediated transport. Lineage: Eukaryota; Metazoa; Cnidaria; Scyphozoa; Rhizostomeae; Rhizostomatidae. Gene Ontology annotation, cellular component: AP-1 adaptor complex. The record is from RefSeq and is a predicted model, not a curated record.
AAGAUAAACAAUUUGUGUUCACAUCAUGUGAUAAUUUUCAUCAGAUAUAGUAAUGAAAGAAAGAAAAAUUAUGAAGUUUUGUAGGUUCAAAGAAAGAUGUGGAACUAUAUGUUAAAACAACUAUGAUGUGGUCUUGGAUUUAUGGGGUAAACCACAGUUAAAAAUUGCCAGCUUAUUCUCAUCAAUUCAAGUGAAUCGCAUACAAAAGCAGUACAACGUAAUGUAUUUAUUGCACAGAUCCUAAGUAUAAUAUAGGUCUUUCACUGACAGUAAAAUUAAUAAAUAAUUAAUGAAACAAAAACCUAUAAGUAAAUAUCACCAAAUGUGAGUAUAGUCCUUAUUGUAUUAAAUAUAAUUAGGCUAGAAUUUAUGUACAAGCAUAGAGAUAAAAAAAUACAAGACAGUUUGCUUCCAUAUUUUCCGCUUGAAAAUUGCAGAAAGUUAACGAAUAAUGAUGUGGAAAAUUGUGCGAUUUAGACAUCUUUGUCCAUUCUUUGUUAUUGUAUUGGGGUAUAAAAGACUAAAGAGCCUCAUUCCCAAGCCAUUGAACAUGAGUUGGGAGUAAAACGCUGCGCGAAGGUCUUCGUUUUCUGAAUGUUGGAAAAUCGCAAAGGAAGAAGAUUUUCUUUAGAUAUAUAACAUCGUUUCGAUUCUUGUUUGACAGAAGAUGAUCAACUUCAUUCUGCUGUUUAGUAGACAAGGGAAGCUAAGACUACAAAAAUGGUACACUGCCAUGCCAUUGAAGGAUAAGAAGAAAAUCACAAGGGACUUGACAACUAUGAUUUUAUCAAGGAAGCCAAAAAUGUGUAGCUUCCUUGAAUAUAAAGAUAUGAAAAUAAUAUACAAAAGGUAUGCAAGCUUGUUCUUUUGUGUGGGUGCAGAGGCAGGAGACAAUGAACUUAUUAUUCUUGAAAUCAUUCAUAGAUAUGUGGAGAUUUUGGACAAAUACUUUGGUAAUGUCUGUGAGUUGGAUAUAAUUUUCAACUUUGAAAAGGCCUACUUUGUAUUGGACGAGCUGAUCAUUGGUGGUGAAAUCCAGGAAACUAGCAAAAAUGCAGUGCUGAAGGCAGUGUCUCAACAGGAUGUUGUUCAAGAGUAUGUUGCGUAGGAUGGAGAAGUCCCGUCACUGAAGAAUGUUCUAGAAGAGCUAGGGCUAUCAUGAGCCCUAAGCAAAAAACUGCAAGACACCUGCUUGCAUAAAUAGCUUGUGCAAGCUAAAGGGAAGACCAAUUUCAAUAUGACUACGUCAAUUAUUAUACACUUUUGAAUUACUAAUUAUAUUCAUAAAAUGUUAUUUAUCGUUUUUGGGGGUGGGUGUAGAAUUGAAAUUAUUUAAAUGGGUGUAGCUAUUAACGCCGAAAGGAUACGUUGUAGGAACUUCCUUGGACACUCUAUUGCCCUACGUUUUUUUCUAGAGUACAUAAGGCUCUCUGUUGUCUUUGAGUAGCGUCAGUGUCUUACUUUUGAUGUGGUGAUAGUAGGCUUACGAACUAUGAAACAUGCUCCGACGCUUUUUACAUAUAUUUUCUUGUAUUUACAAUUGAAUACUGCUAUUGUUCUGCUAAGGGAAGCCGAUAAUUAGAAAUGAUAUUAGAAAUCUAAGCUAAUCGAUUUGCAACCAUGCUGCUUUUGACCAAGAGCUGUCCAACCAAAUUUUGAGAUGAAAUUACCUAUUGUACGUUAAUUUUGAAAAAGAAAUGGAAUGUCAAGCACGAUUAUAACCCCCGCCCCAAGUCAAAGUCAGAUAAGUAUUUUUUGCUCUUCAUACACGUUGAAAAAAAUAGGUGAAAAAAUUGUCAGUCAGCCAAAUUUACUGUCGCCCUUUUUGUUUGAUGUCUUGCUAGUAAUCCUGAAUAUACACCAGUUUGUUUCUGCAGUUUUAUCCGUGUUUGUCCCUGUUACGGCCACAUCGUUUCAAUAAAACAUUUCUGUAUUUAACCGAAAAAAUUUUAUUCUAUUCUUGUUAUUCUUUAAGAAGCUUAUUUAAUAUUUAUCAUUUUAUUAAUGUAGUAGGCUAGUUACAGUCAAUUUAUUAAUUAGGCAAUUGACAUUGGCAGUUUUAAAGAAAAGGAAUUUAGACACCA